Lobosporangium transversale is the source of this 1425-nucleotide messenger RNA. RefSeq names its product cysteine desulfurylase. The transcript has 5 exons. Gene Ontology annotation, molecular function: cysteine desulfurase activity; pyridoxal phosphate binding. Gene Ontology annotation, cellular component: mitochondrion; cytosol; nucleus. The record is from RefSeq and is a predicted model, not a curated record. Lineage: Eukaryota; Fungi; Mortierellomycota; Mortierellomycetes; Mortierellales; Mortierellaceae. The coding region runs from base 1 to 1425 and encodes 474 amino acids. Gene Ontology annotation, biological process: [2Fe-2S] cluster assembly.
AUGUCUUUUGCACGCCUUAUCCAGGGACCUGCUCGCAUGUUGCGCAGCGCUCGUCCUUCUCCCUCGAUUACUCCACGCUUUAUUCUCUCACCUGCUGCUACAGCCUUUCACACGACCGCAAAACGUCUACAAGCUACUGAGACCCAGGUCUUGAUCACCCCAUCCACUGAAUCUCUCGGGUUUGAAGUUACCGGAAUCAAGGAUGCAGGCAACACUCGUCCUAUUUAUAUGGACAUGCAGGCUACUUCACCCACAGAUCCUCGUGUACUGGAUGCUAUGCUGCCGUAUAUGACCGAACUUUACGGAAACCCUCAUUCCAGAACUCACUCGUACGGCUGGGAGACAGAAAAGGGCGUUGAUAAAGCUCGAGAGGAUAUUGCAAAGUUGAUUGGAGCAGAUUCCAAGGAGAUUGUGUUCACAUCAGGAGCUACCGAGUCCAACAAUCUGAGCAUCAAAGGUGUCGCUCGUUUCUAUAAGGGCAAAAAAAACCAUAUUAUCACAACACAAACGGAACACAAAUGUGUUCUGGAUUCAUGCCGUGUAUUGAGUGACGAGGGCUUUGAUGUUACCUAUUUGCCCGUUGGAAAGAAUGGUUUGAUUUCCAUGGAUGAUCUUAAGGCUGCUGUUCGCCCUGACACUGCUUUGGUGUCAGUCAUGGCUGUCAACAAUGAAAUUGGAGUCAUUCAACCAUUGGAAGAGAUUGGUGCUUUCUGCCGGUCGAAAAAGAUUUUUUUCCAUACGGAUGCUGCGCAAGCGAUUGGCAAGAUUCCCAUUGAUGUCAAUAAGAUGAACAUCGAUCUCCUCAGUAUUAGUGGUCAUAAGAUCUAUGGACCUAAGGGUGUCGGUGCCUUGUAUGUCCGUCGCCGACCCAGAGUCCGUCUUCUUCCAUUGAUGACUGGUGGAGGACAGGAGCGUGGUCUUCGUAGCGGCACCGUUGCGGCACCAUUGGUAGUAGGACUUGGAGAGGCAUGUAGAAUCGCUGCAGAGGAAAUGACUUACGAUCAUGAGCGUGUCAAACGUCUAUCAGAGCGCUUGAUCAAGGGUAUCACAUCCCAAGUCAGCCAUGUCUAUAGAAAUGGAGACGAAGUUCAAUCAUAUCCUGGAUGUGUGAAUCUCUCUUUUGCCUAUGUAGAAGGAGAGUCUCUUCUUAUGGCACUUAAAGACAUUGCUCUUUCAUCCGGAUCAGCUUGCACUUCAGCAUCUCUGGAGCCAUCGUACGUUCUCCGCGCCCUUGGCGCAGAAGAUGACAUGGCACACAGUUCGAUUCGUUUUGGUAUCGGUCGUUUCACAACGGAGGAGGAGAUUGAUUUCGUCAUUUCACGUGUUGUCGCCCAUGUUGACAAGUUGCGUGAGAUGAGUCCACUUUGGGAGAUGGUGCAGGAGGGUAUUGACAUUUCCAAGAUUGAAUGGGCGCAGCAUGCUUAA